AUGUCUCAUCGCCGAAUAUUGUCGGUAAAUGACAUAAUAUCGCAUCUUGAAGACAACGAUGACGUAUUGUCAGCAGAUAUUUACAUAACACCCCCAGAUAAUUACGACAAAAGUGAUGAAGACAGUGGAGAUGAGGAGUCUUCGAACAUAAAUCACCUGUCCAGGCAGCAGCUCUUAGCACAGGCUGAGUUUAGGGCUACUGUAUCUUCACAGUCUAAUUUAGAUAUUAUAGAAAGCGUAUCAAAUGAAGUUUCUAUAGAUAAUAAUACACACGGCGACUUAUCAGUACAACCACCGGCAAAGAAAAAAAAAAUGUCCAGCUACCCGAAAGUGGAGGAAAGUAGAUAUUCCAGUGAAGACAGAGAAAACAUCAGAGCCACCACAUUUCUUAGAACACCUAGAUACUCCUGGGCAAGCACAGGAAAUACCCACCCAGAACUUGGUGUAGGUGCUUCUGUUGUUUUAGACCUCAUAUCCAAAUUGCCGCCCGGUACUUACAGCUUUUAUAUGGACAACUAUUUUACAUCUUUACCCUUGUUGGAUGAAAUAAAAACAUUAGGACACGAUGCGACGGGAACGGUUAGGGCAAAUAGGGUAGAAAAGGCACCCUUGAAAGAAGCGAAAGAUAUGAAGAAAAUGAGCAGAGGGUCUUUUGACCAGUGUACAGAUACUCUGACGAACAUCACCCUCGUACGUUACAAUGACAACAAUAUUGUUACCGUUGCCUCAACCGAAUGUGGUGUGGAGCCUUUAGCUAAGGUAGAAUGUAUUGAUGAGGAUAUCCAUACCUACAGUCAACAUUUAAGUGCCCUGCAUGAUGACUUCAAAACCAGGUUUGAAGAUAUGCUGACGAUGGAUAUACCACCAUGGAUCAUAAAUCCAUUUGAUGAAACGGAAGUGGCCAAUGUUGUAUUACAAGAGGAGCUGCUCGAGCUAAGCACUAAUGAGGAGCUGAAGGUGAAAUUUAGAAAAGGCUACCAAACAUUUUGGCUGCAAGCAGAAAUACCCGAAAAAUAUCCUGGCCUGUGGGAAAUCGCAAGGAAAUUUCUAAUAGCUUUUCCCUCGUCAUACCUUGUCUAA
Molecule: messenger RNA, 1080 nt
Organism: Danaus chrysippus (African queen)
Lineage: Eukaryota; Metazoa; Arthropoda; Insecta; Lepidoptera; Nymphalidae
Source: the annotation of a GenBank genome assembly